ACGGAAUAAGGAGUUUUUUUUUUUUUACCUGCCGUGUGUUUGGCUGACGGGGCGCUGGGAGGAGGAGGCUUCUUUGGUCUCUGGAAACACACACACACACAUAUCUUAGAGUGGAAGCUGUCCCAAUACUUUUGUACUUUUGCAAAUCGUUACCUCUUUCUCGGCUUCCAGCAGCUUGACGAAGUUAUCCGGGAAGACCCCCCUCCUGCCGCCGACCUCCCCCAUCCACCAACCGGCGUCGGCGCACUCCUGCACGGGACACGAGCACACAAGUCGGCGUCCACGGAGCGAGGGCGGAGCUUGAUGGGCUGGUCUUUGAAGAUGUCGCCGAACCCGAAGCCUCUGACCUGACCGAGAAGACCACGAGGAAGGUUCCAGCUCGUCUUCAUGCUGAGGCACGUAGCUGAAUGCUGCUUUGCACCGCCGCUUACGGAUCUGCUCCCCUGGAAUCAAUCAUACUUUCAAACCAGAGUUUAUAUAAUGACGUUUUAAUGGGGGGGGAACAACACAAUGACAAACCUUUCUUGCCCGCUCUCGUGCUGGGUUCAGAAACAGGACUUGCCCGGCCGUUGGAGAGGUCCGAUUUGACCGUACUCGCCUGUCCUCCAUCUCUCUUUGCUUCUUUCUUGAUCUCCUGCAAGAUCACACAGUGAUAGAAUAGGUUAGAGUAGACAACAGUGUUUUUAUUGGGGAAUCAGUUCAAUCAGGGACAUAGCAGUUUUACGUCUCCCCCUAGCGGCCAUCAACAGGAAGGCAGCACUGAUCAGCACUGGCCUGCAUGCAAACUUAUGCCACCAAGCAUCACAAGACGCUACAUGCAUCGAGAUGGAAAAAAAAAAAACAGACAGGACAACAAAUGUGAGCAUGAACGUAAAAGCAAGGAACGAAGGAAGGGGGACAACUUGAGAAAGUGGACAUGACGGGCCACCACAUUCACGCCGCCGCUGUUUCAUAAGCCCUGGCCUGUGGCGAAGACAACCCAAUGAAGCAGAUAAGCUCGGAGAAGAAUGACAACCAGAGAGUCAACCACCACCAGGCACAUGGAGCCAUGUGAAUCUGAUUAGCUGCCAUGCUGAUGUCAUUCGCGCAGACCGGGUCACAUGGUCUACAGCACCGACAAGCAAGGAAAUCACUGUGCACUGCAAGCAUCUGUGUAGAAAGGCUGUAACGUGCAUGCCAGGCCUCUAGGUGGCGGUGUCACUUUAAAGAAACACUGUGCUGUGUUCCACCAUUGCUGUUUUAAUGAGAAAUUGAGGACACAUUCUGUGUCGAAUCAGGCGUUGUUAAAUCGAAGACCAUUUUACCCCUGUUGGCGUGCGUCAUCCUCAAAUGGCUCGUCGUGACGUAUGCGGAAGUGCAGUGUACGUCUUUCUGCUCUCGGGGAAGGAAGGAAGGACACAUCUCGGAGAAGGCGGCAGAGCCAUUAAGGCGGAAGCAUCUUAAAGACUCAAAAUGGAUCGUGUGAAGUCUACAUUCAACAACAUGAUUAAAAGCGUCCAGUACAGCAGGUUCACCCUGCAGCGUGACGAGGAAGCAGACCGACACGUAGAGAUUAAACUGUCCGACGACCCCGCUGAUGACAACACGGAAGUCGGGCAGGGCGACUGCUCUCCGAGUUUCCGGCCCGCGCCCCAGGGCAGAAAUCGACACAUGUGCUUCCUCCAAAUGAUGGGCUUCUUGCUCAUCUUCAUCGCAGGCUAUUUUGUUGCGUACGCCAUCCACCAUCGGUCUGCUGUGGACCCCGUUAGCUGCGGGAAUCAGUCAUCGGCGGUAGCGUUAGGUGACCAGGUGGUGAAAGUGGUGACGGAGAAACCGCAAGAGCAAGAAGUCAACAAAGUGGAGGCUCCGGAGGACGUAGAAGUUCGACUCAACUGGCAGGACAUCGUUCAGCUUCUCGACGACAAACUCACCCGCCAAGCCUUUACCGCACGUCUCAAGGAUUUCGAUGUGCCGACACGCUUGGCGGGCGGCAAAGGCGACAUUCACCAGGGGAACCUCAUCGCUGAGGAAUUCAAGAAACUCGCUCUACAGAGCUGGACAGAUGUUCACUAUGUACAGUUGCAGAAGCCCGACAGGGAACGUCCAAAUACUGUUACCUUUGGUUCCCAAAUCUUCAAACCAGAUGGUUACCUUGCCUAUAGCAAUACUGGAAAAGUGGAGGGGAAGCUGGUGUACGGCUCUUAUGGCCGCCCUGAGGAUCUGGACAAUGUGCAGACUAUGAAGGUUGAGUUGAACGGCAGCGUUUUGCUUCUGCGAGCUGGAAAUCUUAGCUUUGCAGAACAGGUGGCCAAUGCUGAAGCCAGGGGAGCCGCUGCUGUUCUCAUAUACCCUGACCUCGAAGAUUACAGUUACGUUGCUGACACAGCACUUUAUGGCCAUGUUCAUCUGGGCUCAGGCGACCCGUACACUCCGGGAUUUCCUUCCUUUAACCAUACUCAGUUCCCGCCAACGCAGUCUUCCGGUCUGCCCAAAAUUCCGGCUCAGACCAUCACUGCCAACAUGGCGAGGACCCUCCUAGAGACAAUUGGCGGGCCGGGAAACCGUGGAGGAGUGAAGAACAUUACAGUGGAGGUCAACAACGUUCUUGUCAACACAGAGCUCCACAAUGUGUUUGGAGUCAUCAAAGGAGUUGUAGAUCCUGACCAGUAUGUGGUCCUGGGAGCCCAGAGGGACGCCUGGGGGAAAGGCUACGCCCGAGCCGCCGUUGGUUCUUCCGUGUUGCUGGAGCUAGCCAAGGCUAUCAGUGAGAUGGUGAAGAAAGGUGGAUUUCAACCUCGGAGAAGCUUAGUGUUUGCCAGCUGGAGUGCUGGAGAGUACGGAAGCGUCGGCGCUACUGAAUUUUUGGAGGGUUACCUGUCCUCACUUGACAAGAGGAUGUGCACAUAUAUAAGCCUCGAUGGCAUGGUCUGGGGUCGGGGUGGCUUUAUUGCCUCAGCAAGCCCUCUGCUGGAAAGCCUGCUGGAGAACACAAUGAAGCAGGUGCAGAGUCCACUGAAUGGUGGCACCUUGUACGAUAUGGUGGGCGGCACCAAUUGGGAAGCCAAAGUACUGAAGCCCAUGUCCGUAGAUGACCCUGCAUAUCCAUUUUUGGCCUUCGCUGGGAUUCCCUCAAUCUCGUUCCACUUCAUCAACCCCAACGCAAAAACCGAGGCCUACAUGUACUACGGCACCAGCAUGGACAACAUGGACCACCUGAAUUACAACACGGCCCAGCACACCGCAGAAAUGACGUUGCUGGCCGCCCAGUUUACCGGCCGCAUGGCUCUACGGCUGAUCCACGACCGCCUGCUCCCCCUGGACGUGAGCCGAUACAGCAAGGUGGUUUCCAAAGCCUUGCGAAAGGUCCACAGAAAUGUCUACCAGUUGGUCAUGGAUGGUCACUUGAAAGGCGUGGAUCCUGAUUGGCUGGCCAAUGCUCAAGGCAGCUUCCAGCGAGCGGUGGCCAACUUGAAGAUUACCAUUGACCAGACUGACUUAAGCCAAGACCAGUCCUGCCGCCUCCUCAACGAAAAACUCAUGAGCGUGGAGCAGAACCUCCUCUCGCCGUACGUGUCCAUCGCAGAGACCCCUUUCCGUCACAUCCUAAUCGGCCAAGGCCCCCACACUUUAGCGUCCAUCGCAGAGAUGAAUGACAAGAAAACGGAAGAGCUCCACACCCUGCUGGCGUAUGCCACCUGGAACGUGAAGGGUUGUGCCAACGCCAUGAUGAGUGACAUCUGGGAAGAAGACGACGAUUAAAUCUAGACCGUGAGCGUGUAUGUGCGCGUACGUACGUAUGUGUGUGUGUGUCAAACUAAAAGCAGUUGAAAAGUGAAAAGAAAAAUUUUAAAUAGAGCAGGAGGCAAAAAAAAGCACUUAAUGACUGUCCAUCACCGCUCUUAGUCCCGCCUCUUUUAAAGGUGCAAUUUGUAUUAAACACUCCAAACUUAGUGGAAGAAUGAAGGAAAGCUAACUUAGUUUUUACAAAUUGUACCUUUACAGAUGUUUUUUUUUUUGCUUUGGAGGGAGGGGGCUUUCAAGCCCAUCCAACUUUAGAAGAUUAUACUUGAAAAAAAAAAAAAAGAAUGCUACUGAUGAAUCCGCUGCCUCCUCCUCCACACAACACUGAAUCGGUGAGCGCCUCCGCUGUGACCUCUUGCCAUCCAAAACACUGCAGACAUUAUUUAUACAGAAAGUUUUUGCAGUGUAACAACCUCCUUUUUUAUUAUUAUUAUUAUUCUUGUUUUUUUGUAUACGACGUUAUCGGAAGCAGUGCCUUCCAUAAUUAUGACGGUUGUACCGUUUAAUCCAACAGCAGCAUCUGCUACAUGACUCUUCGACUUGUGCUGACAAAACAGAGCGACGCAACCGCUCCUCAACUCUGGCAGCUUUAAAAAAAAAAAAAAAAAAAAUCCCAAAUGACUCGCCGUCUAAUUGAUGUAUGAAACUAGUUAAGUCUAAAAAGUUUAAAUUAAAAAAAAAAAAAAGGAACACAAUAUAAAUGCAAUUGACAACCUGAUUUCCAUGCCGUCAGUUAUCGGGGGGCAGUAUGCCCCAUAAUUAAAACCCAUUAUCGGGAGCAGUGUCUCCCAUAAUGAUAACAAGUGAUGGUAGUUUUUGCCUACCAGUGUGUGUGUGUGUGUGUUUGUAUGUCUUUCUAUGUGUAUUUAUCGGGAGCAGUGCCUCUCAUAUUUCACUCCCAAGGGUGGAACAUGUCUUUAAAUGUGUAUUUAUCGGGAGCAGUGCCUCUCAUAUUUCACUCCCAAGGGUGGAACAACUUAUCGGGGACAGUGUUUCCCAGAGUUUUAUACUUGACAUAUUUAUUACUAUUUGCUUUGUUGUAGUGGGUAGGUGUUGUCCUUCAGAGAUUUCCUGUUUUCUUGCACUUGAUUUAGAUCUAAAUUGAAUUUUUUUUUCAUGCUCCAGCAUUGAAAUUUACUCAGACUGUCACCAUACAGUUAAAUGUAAUAAUUUGUCAAAUAUGAGGGCAGAGAAAGUUUAGCCUGUGUAGCUUUUGUUGCACUUACAACAGAGGGAAACAUAUUUUGUUUUUCUGAUGGUGUUUCUAUGUCUGACCAAGAUGAUAAAUAAACCCCUCAGCAUCGUA
Molecule: messenger RNA, 5086 nt
Organism: Doryrhamphus excisus (bluestripe pipefish)
Lineage: Eukaryota; Metazoa; Chordata; Actinopteri; Syngnathiformes; Syngnathidae
Source: RefSeq, a predicted model, not a curated record